AUGUUUUGCUAUGAGAUUCUUCAAGAUGAUAUAGAAUUUAUUAAGGCUUUAAAAGAGGUGCAUGUUUGGGGUUCAGGAUUAACACUUACUGAUGAAGAAAUAAAAGAAUUGACAUUUAUUGUAAUAGAAACUCAGUUACAAAAGAACAACAGAGUUUUGAAAGACUUCGAGUCAAUGUCGUAUCCAAAUGACUUUAUACUUUCUUUUGUUGGAAAUAGGUUGGUUUAUGAAGAGAGGAAGUAUGAUCCAAUUGCUCAAAAACAUAUUUUUGAUACUUUGUUCUCAUCUCUUACAGGAGAAGAAAAGGAAAACUUUAGCAGUGAUUCUAUUGAUAGACCUAUAGCUACAGACUUUGAUGCAUUUGAGCAUUUGACUCUUGAAUUUCUAAAUGCUCUAAAAACUUCUAGAUUUCCUAAUCAUUCAAUCAAGUUGAAGAUUGGUGCCACUAUUAUGUUGAUGUGCAACUUAGAUCAGUCUGAAGACUUAUGCAAUGGUACAAGGCUCACUGUAACAAGGUUUGCUAAUCAUGUCAUUGAGGCUAAGAUCACUUCAGGAAAGAAUAUAGGUGAAAAAUUUGAAGUCAAAUUGAAGAUUCAUGUGACUUUUGUAACUUUUAUAUUUAUUGUUUGCAAGACAUGGUUGUUCGAUGACGAUUCAGUUGAGACUGGUUUCAUGGUAUGUGAGGCUCCCGACUAG
This is a messenger RNA of Lathyrus oleraceus (garden pea), 696 nucleotides long. RefSeq lists its product as uncharacterized. Gene Ontology annotation, cellular component: replication fork. Gene Ontology annotation, biological process: DNA replication. Lineage: Eukaryota; Viridiplantae; Streptophyta; Magnoliopsida; Fabales; Fabaceae. The coding region runs from base 1 to 696 and encodes 231 amino acids. The record is from RefSeq and is a predicted model, not a curated record. The transcript is spliced from 4 exons.